AUCCGCCACGUCCAUAACGGGGGCGAACAGUCCUUCCGGACCAUCGUCGAUGCCUAUUUCGUAGACGGGUACGAUCCCCUGAUCUGUACUGUCUACGAGUUUCAUGGUUGUCUCUAUCAUGGUUGUCCCCGCUGCUAUCCCAGCAGGCGGCAUUAUGCUGUGCCGGAGAGAAGCGUGGAGGAACUGUAUCAAGCCACUCUAUGCAAACGCAUGGCUCUGCUUCGAGCGGAUUACACCGUCAUUGAAAUGUGGGAGUGUGAGUGGGACCGUCUGGUAGACAGCGAGCCCGCCGUGUCUCAGUUUCUUCGUUCAUUCGAUCUUGUCGCGCCCUGGGAACCCCGCGAGGCCUUCUUUGGGGGUCGAACAGGCGCCGUGGCCCUGCAUGCUGUGGCUGGGGAGGGUGAGGAAAUACCCUAUGUGGAUGUGACCUCCCUUUACCCGUGGGUGAAUAAGAACUGCCCUUACCCCAUCGUUCAUCUGCAAAUCACCACGCAGCCCGUCGAUCAGUCCCUGGGGUCGUAUUUUGGUAUCCCCACGGUGGACAUUCUUCCCCCUGCUGGUUUGUUCCACCCCGUCUUGCCCGUGCGCAGUGGCCAAAAACUCACCUUUCCUCUCUGCCGUUCCUGUGUCCAGGAAGAGCAGGCCAAACCCUUGUUGACCAGAACCCAUUAUUGCCCUCAUUCCGACGCCGAUCGCACGCUACGCGGGACCUGGAGCUGGUCAAAGCUGUGGAAAAGGGGUACACCCUGGUCAAGAUCCACGAAGUCUGGCAUUUUCCGCCCGAGCAACGCCGAACAGGUCUCUUCUAUGUCAAUACCUGGUUAAAGCUAAAACAAGAAUCGGCGGGGUGGCCCAGCUGGUGCCAGGCCGUGGAGCAGAAACGGGACUACAUUCUUCGUUACCAGGAGCGGGAGGGCAUUCGACUGGAUAUUGCCAGCAUUGCCAAAAAUCCCGGUCGCAAGGCUACCACCAAGCUGAUGCUCAACAGCUUCUGGGGCAAAUUCGGCGAGCGUGUCAACAAACCCACCACCGUCACCGUCAAGGACCCUGCCCAUUUGUUCAGUCUCAUCUCCGAUGCUGCUGUCGAUCUCAGCACCCUCCGCCUCUGUACCGACGACAUCUUGGAG
Messenger RNA from Porites lobata, 1127 nucleotides. The record is from the annotation of a GenBank genome assembly. NCBI's taxonomy places the organism in Eukaryota, Metazoa, Cnidaria, Anthozoa, Scleractinia, Poritidae.